GUCCAAGUCUCAAUCGCGGCGACGAAGAAGGAAGCUGCCGCGCACGAAAAGGGGGCCUACACAAUAUGGGCUCGGCGCUCUUGGGGCUGGUUCAGGGAGUGUUCAGCUCGGACCACGUUGGAUCUCUAGACCCAGGCCAAUUCACCUCUCUGGCCCUCACGCACGUCCAAUACGAUGCCCGCCACUCACUCUCGGCCACCCUGGCUCUCGUCACGCUGGCGCCGCUCUUCCUGCUCUCUUCGUACGUAACACUCCUCCUCUUCCGGCGCGAGCUCAGCAUUCUCGUCGGCCUCGCCGGUCAGCUGGCCAACGAGGCCCUCAACUGGGUCCUCAAGCGCUCUUUCCGCCAUCCGAGGCCCACGUCCUUUCUUGGCACGGGCUACGCAAUGCCGAGCUCCCACGCUCAGUUCAUGGGCUACUUUGCUGCCUUUUGGCUCCUCCACCUCUUCACCUUCCGGCCGGGCAUGGCAAAGGAUCGUUGCUGGUCUCUCAUUUGGGUCCUACGUAGAUUCGAGCACACCGUCGUGGUGGGGCUCAUCGUCUCUCUCAGCGCUGCCGUGGCCUACAGCCGGUACCACCUCUCCUACCACACGCCGCUGCAGAUCAUCGUGGGAGCAGCGCUUGGCUUCGCCUUCGGUAUCGCAUGGUACCACGUCUUUGAAACGCUAAGCCGUCGGCGUAACCUCUUCUCCACUGCAUAUAAAGGCGGGCCCAAGACUGUCCGGCAGGUGAUCCUCGAGCACCCCUUGGUCACUGCCCUCCGAAUACGCGACAGCUGGGCCGUGUGGGACGAUGGGGGCGUGGAGAACGAGUACGGGCUGUGGAAGCGAGACUAUGACUUUCUCAAUCGCUUCGAAGUCUCGAGGAGAUAUGCCUUGGGCAACGAUGCCACGACAAGUCCCAAUGAUGGGAUUCACCUAGAGAGGAUGCUCUUGGCACUCGAGUUCGCUAGUAGAUGCGAUCCAACGACGACCGCCUUCAGUGUCGGCUGCGUCAUCGCCCGGUCGUCGAGCAACGGCAGCAUGCAGCGCGAUGACGGCGGCACUCGGGGCAUUUUUACCACCGGCUACUCUCGCGAGACGCCUGGCAACACGCACGCCGAGGAAGUGGCCCUCGAGAGACUCGCUCUGCGGUGCGUCCAAGUCCAGAAAAAGGCAACGCGAGAGCCGGACAACUUUCUUGAUCUAGAUCUGUACACGACUAUGGAGCCCUGCAGCAGCCGGCUGUCAAAGAAACCGCCGUGCGUCGAGCGGAUCCUCGAGUUCAACCGGGACAAGUACCGCUUCAGGGCGCCUGCGGGCCACAAUGUCACGCUACGCAUCGCCCGCGUCUUUCAGGGCGUCAAGGAGCCAGACGAUUUUGUCAAGUGCGAAGGCACGCGCAUACUCAGAGACAAUGGCAUCGCCGUGUACACCGUAGAAGGGCCGACCAAGCUGGUGUACGACGGCGCCUCACCCAGCCAGCUCACGCUGCAUCCAGGCUGGCUGGAGCGCGAGGCGCUGAGGCUCGCCAAGAAGGGGCAAAAGGACCAGGCCGUUGCGGUCCCGGACGAGAUGCGAGCGUGGCAGGAGCCAGGCUGGCGGCAGGCCGAGCCAGCAACACGCUCGAGCACAUCUUGGCCGUGGACGAGGGACGAGGCGCGCAAAAGGCGCUGAGGGGCCUUGUCUGCUCUUUGUACCUAUAGCUGCUACAAUCAUGCUC
Messenger RNA from Acaromyces ingoldii, 1701 nucleotides. Its product is annotated as PAP2-domain-containing protein. Gene Ontology annotation, cellular component: intracellular membrane-bounded organelle; endoplasmic reticulum membrane. Gene Ontology annotation, molecular function: dolichyldiphosphatase activity. The transcript has 3 exons. The record is from RefSeq and is a predicted model, not a curated record. Bases 66 to 1655 code for a protein of 529 amino acids. Gene Ontology annotation, biological process: protein N-linked glycosylation; lipid biosynthetic process. Lineage: Eukaryota; Fungi; Basidiomycota; Exobasidiomycetes; Exobasidiales; Cryptobasidiaceae.